GCCAGGAUGACUGACGCGGACAUCGCCCACUUCUACAAUUUACCAUCGGCAUAUCCAGACGAAUGGCCGGCAGAGCUGGACGACGAGGAUGAGGAGGAGGGAGAGGCUCUUCAGCGGCGCGGUUCGAAGUCCAGCUAUCAUGUGCUCGAUCGGAGCAACAGUCGGAGGGGUCCUAAUCUUGGAUCAAUGAAGGGGAAUAAUAGCCGGGAAAAUCUGGUCAAGGUUGACGAGCCUGAUCCUUUGGGCUCUACUAGCAGCGUUCUCAACGCUCUCAAGAAACGCGGGUUACCUGUUGCUGAAGACAGCCGGCUACGAAAUCGCUUCCUCCUAUCCUCCACGGGCUUCUCUCCCGCUCUGUUCCUUUCCCAGGUUCAUUCCGACGCAUCCAUUGAAUCUCUUAUUAAUGGCCUCAAUGUCCUCUCGCAGUCAAUUGACCAGAAAUCCGCCUCGCUGAAGGUCCUUGUUGAAGCCAAUUUCGAGAGAUUCGUCCGCGCUAAGGCGACAAUUGACAGUGUAUACACAGAGAUGAGGAAUCAAGGAAGGGAGCAGGAACAAGUGGCUCAGCGCAGGUCGAUUGGUCAUGUCCGAAGCAUUUCCGGGGCGAAACAAGGCCCACUCUCGUCCAUCAAUUCUUCGAAAUUCAGGAAGAACGCGUUGUUGAAGGAGAGCGACUAUGGCGUGAAGGGCAUCUGGGCGCCUUUGACAGAAGCCUCCGUCAAGGCGGAAGAAGUCUGGGGCCCGGCAUUGAGUGGCCGUGAGAGGGAACAAAUGCUGAAGUCAGUUAUUGAUAGUAUGGAAAGGCGUCGAGAGGUGUACGAGAUUGGCGGGCAUCUCUCAAAGUCGAUCAAACAAAAAGACUAUGAAUCUGUCUUCGAACAAUAUAGAAAGGCGAGAGCGCUUACCCAAGAAGCUAAGAAUAUCGCCGACAUCGCGGGAAGUGAGGGCCGGCCAUUGACGGACGAAGAAACUUAUGUCAUUUUAGCUUUGGGCAGGAUGUGGAUUGAUGUGGAUCAGCAGAUUCAAGGCUUCAAACGUGAUCUUUGGAGGCGUCUCAGCGAGGCUCCGAGCACGUCAACGAGGAUAACAACAUCUGGACCCAUCGAGGAAUAUAUGGAGUUGAUCGGCGCUUUGUUGGAAUUAGGCGUGGACGACAACCCUAUUUGGGUCUGGCUUCUCAGCCGUUACGAUUACCUACGCGCGAAGAUCAAAGCCUUCUGUGAGCGUGGCAAGGUCGAGAUAGAGAUCCUGAGACGCCGCCUCGCGAGCGGUGCCGAGCCGACGCCUCAGGAAGUAGCUUCAUAUUUGCGACGAACACCCCAGGACAGCUCAACCGGCCCCGCACAUCUACCAGACACGGAUCAAGUGAUAGAGCUGUGGGAAUGCGUCCACACAUAUCUGAAUCGAUUGUUGUCGUCCCAGGGAGGCAUCCUCGGGGAGAUUUUAGAUUUCUGGGAAGUGGCCCAGUCCUUCAUCGAUGGAAAUAAGCAAAAGCUUUUGCCGGUUGGGUUUGAGGGUGAGAGCCGAAAGCACCAUAAAUUCUCUUCAAGCGAUGUCAGAGAUCUACAGAAAGGACUUAUUGAGCUGAUUAGCCUGGUUCGAGAGGGUGUUCUAUCUCUUUUCGCCGAAGCACCAGUGGAAGAUGUGUCUCUUCUCACUUCUCCAAUAUCACCAUCGAGUCCUAGUAGUCCGGUAAGCUUGGGAGUGACUCCGACUGAGUCCCGCUUCAAACUCGACCCCAAGAAUAUACCAUUUCCCACGCCAAAGCGCGGCGAACCAUGGGAAGACUACGCAUUCUGGCCCCCUUUUUCCAAUUCCCUCAGCGGAGUCAACUAUCUUGGUCAAUUUCUUAUUAUAAUAGGCGCAGCGGCCGGGGAGAUGACGACCCUCGAACCGGUCUCCAGCAGCAGUACCUCCCAGGAACUGCUCCGAGGGCUUGUAAGUAUCAUACGUGAACGCGCAGUGCGCAUCUCCUGUUCUGCGUGGGCGAAGGAUGCAGAAGUCUGUAGGCUGCUGGAAGAUUGGACCCGGGACCCGAAACGAAGGGACUUGACCAAGAUGCCGGCACUCUUUGUCAAUUUCCAGAAUGCGAUAGUCAGCGGAUUACAGAAGAUCCUUUACAUGUCCGAGGCAAUGGCGAAACCAGGCACUGUAACCGUUGUCACACAGCCACCCACCAAACUACUGCAAAUGGUGCGUCGAGAGUUCAUAUCGAGUAUAGAGAAGGCUCUGGGAGGUCUUGUCGAGACUGCGGAGCAUCCGACAACUCGUGAAGAGAACGAUGAAUGGUCUGUCUCGGAGGCCACGGCAGUAGUUAGGAACAGCAAUGGAUCUUCAGCUUCCCUUGCUGCAGACGCUGUGGAUUCCCAAAACAGGAACGUCCGAAUUCUCCUCACACUGUCAAACAUCAAAGCCUUCCAAAUGGACCUAGUUCCCCAACUUAUCGCCAACUUCGAAGCCUCGUUCUCAGUAACGUUAACCGACGAAGCCAAGCUCAUCAGGCAAGUUCUCGACGAGGUCGAGCAGCGGCUAUUCCGAUCAUACACGGAACCAACAAUCACCAACCUAAAGACCAUAAUCACCGAAGGCGUCACAUCGCCAACCUGGGAACCUACAACAUCCCGCCCCGAACAAGUCCGGCCAUACGUGUACAACGCAUUGCUCGCUCUCGUCCUCGUUCACACCGAAAUCUCAACAACCAUCCCCUCAACAUCAUCUUCCACUUCAAGCCGGUCUGCCGCUUCAUCAGCUUCCGGCCAAUCGCCCCUCCUCACAAUCGUCCUAACACAUCUCUUGACACAAGUUUGCACUGCCCUUGUGAACGCCUUCAACCUACGGGCUUCGUAUUCCCUUAACGCGUUGAUCCAAGCUACUCUCGACACUGAGUUCAUCGCGCAGACGAUGUCUCAGUAUUCGUCCGAGGAAGCCUCGGCUGUUCAGAGCCAGAUUUAUGUGGAGUUGGAUCAGAGGACUACACAUGAGGCAAGGGCGCGUCUCCAGUCUGAGUUAGGUGAAAUGAGGGGUAUCCUGAAGCGUCUGAGAGAACGGACGAAGGGUGAGUUUGCCUGCUUUAGGAAGCCCAGAAGUGGAACUUCGCAGAAAAGCGGCGCCGCGUAAGUCUU
Molecule: messenger RNA, 3119 nt
Organism: Aspergillus nidulans FGSC A4
Lineage: Eukaryota; Fungi; Ascomycota; Eurotiomycetes; Eurotiales; Aspergillaceae
Product: exocyst subunit SEC5
Exons: 2
Coding region: 7-3114 (1035 amino acids)
Biological process (GO): exocytosis
Cellular component (GO): exocyst
Source: RefSeq, a predicted model, not a curated record